AUGUCCACCCAACCGGCCAUCAUCUGGCCUUCCAAAUUCCUCCCAGGCACAACCGACAACUUCGUCUCCAACGAAACCAUCGCCGCCAACCUCUCCGCCUCCCAGAUCUGGCCCUUACUAGCAGACAUCACCCAAUGGCCCACCUACUAUCGCAACGUCUCGGAUAUCACGCCCCCUUCCUCGGGUCCACACCUUAAACAAGGCGACACGUUCAAGUUCUCCACCUUUGGCUUCCCCGUCCUUACAUGCCCGGUCGAGGAAUCCGUACCCCCUAAGGAUGGACAAGCAGGACGCAUUGCGUGGAGUUUUGCGUUAGGGGAGGAGGUGAGCGGGUAUCACGCGUGGCUGGUGCAGGACUUGGAGGGCGGGAGAGUGAGGAUUCUGACGCAGGAGAGUCAGAUUGGGAAGCCUGCGGUCGAGCUGAGAGGGAAGAAGCCGAAUCGGAUGUUGCUUGGGCAUCAGGAUUGGUUGGAUGGGUUGGUGGCGAAGGCGAGGGGGGAGGAGAUUGGGGAGACGAAUUUGGGGGUCACGGAGGGGAGGGCUUGA
This is a messenger RNA of Saxophila tyrrhenica, 546 nucleotides long. RefSeq lists its product as uncharacterized. The record is from RefSeq and is a predicted model, not a curated record. Bases 1 to 546 code for a protein of 181 amino acids. NCBI's taxonomy places the organism in Eukaryota, Fungi, Ascomycota, Dothideomycetes, Mycosphaerellales, Extremaceae. The transcript has a single exon.